Mya arenaria is the source of this 5844-nucleotide messenger RNA. Its product is annotated as A disintegrin and metalloproteinase with thrombospondin motifs 2-like. Gene Ontology annotation, cellular component: extracellular matrix. The transcript has 25 exons. The record is from RefSeq and is a predicted model, not a curated record. Gene Ontology annotation, molecular function: metalloendopeptidase activity. NCBI's taxonomy places the organism in Eukaryota, Metazoa, Mollusca, Bivalvia, Myida, Myidae. The coding region runs from base 71 to 4438 and encodes 1455 amino acids. Gene Ontology annotation, biological process: proteolysis; extracellular matrix organization.
CGGUAGACAUUCGCUAAUCAGACGUUACAUUGUCGCUCUCAGUUUCGCCCGUGUACACGUUUUGUGGAACAUGGGGACUGGCUGCCGAAUUUGGAUUUAUGCGAACAUAUGGAUUUUACUGUCGAUUUGCCGAGUAGACAGUUCAGCUUUCUCAGAGGAUAGCUUUUCCCACAAAGAGAUCUCAAUUCCAAAACUCAUAUCCCAAAACUCAACGAACGUUCCAUACAAUCACAUCGUUAAUCCACCGAGAACGUUGACGCUUUUAUUCAAAUGGCGGGAAAACAUUCUACGCAUGCGACUAGAACAGCAUGCGCUGUUUCCCAAGGAUGCGAUGGCAGAGUGGUGGACGGGCGGGAACCUUACGGAAGUUGAACUGCUGAUGGACGACUCUGUCCACUACCAAGGCCAUGUGAUAGGCGGGAGAUUUGGCUUCGUUGCGCUCGACUAUGCCUAUGGUGGCUUUACGGGUUACAUCCAGCUGGAUGACGAGGGGGUCACAGUUGAGCCCAACAACCAAACGGGGUCGGCACCAGGCUCUCACGUGCUGACUAGCACCGGGCGAACACCGCCCAUAAACAACACCAUGACUAGCAGGAGGAGGCGGCGGCGAGCGGCCCCAGGACAGUUCACGAAGUACCUGGAGGUGCUGUUGGUAGCAGACACGUCUGUGGUGGAAUUCCUAGGCCAGGACAGAGUGAAACAGUACCUCCUUACCCUUAUGAACAUUGCAAACGAGGUUUAUCAUGACAGCACACUGGGUGUCAGAAUCGAGGUAGUGACGGUGAAAAUCAUGUUUAUGGACAAAGAAUCGGAGCGGUCGGUGGUGGUGUCGAGCGAGCCACAGCGGACCGUGGACCGGUUUUGUCACUGGGUGAGUGCCCAGGCCCACCGAAACGGUGGCACCGGCUCCCACCACGACAUUGCCGUCCUCCUUUCCCGCAGCAAGUUUGGACCCGCUGGGUACGCGCCCAUCACUGGUCUGUGCGUACCGAUGAGAAACUGUGCCCUGGUCAAGGAUGACGGAUUCACCAGCGCGUUCGUCAUCGCUCAUGAGAUGGCCCACAUAUUCGGUUUGAUGCAUGACGGGCACGGGAACAGGUGUCAUGGUCGGGAGUUUACAACGAGCAUCAUGGCGACCAUUGUCCAGUCCUCCUUCAACAGUUUCUGGUGGUCGCACUGCAGCCGCACAAAGAUGGAGGAGGUGAUAGGAUAUCUUCACUGCCUGAACAACAACCCGUACACGGUUGAGGAGGGUAACAUUCCACAGCCUUUGGGGAAGGGAUGGUCCCUGGAUGAACAAUGCAGGGUCGAAUUUGGUGACAGAGCAAAGCACUGCCCAUAUUUUGGUAUGAUGGACCCGUGCGCGCAGAUGUGGUGUGACGACGGAACCCGGCGCUACUCGUGUAAGACCAAGAACGUCGUGGCCUUGGACGGAACGCAGUGUGGAACACAAUCGCAGUACUACUGCAUGGCGGGUGUGUGUGGUUACCAUGGGGAACAAGCGCCUAUCCCGGGCGGCUGGAGUGACUGGUCGCCCUGGUCCGAGUGUUCCGCAAACUGCAACUUCGGUUUCAAGCGACGCUCCAGGGUCUGUGAUGACCCAAAACCAGAUUACGGAGGUGCCGACUGUGAUGGCGAAAGCGAGAAUACGGACCUAUGUAUAGCUGAGGAGUGCACGAAUUACCUGGAUCUGCGGGCGGACCAGUGUGCCACCAUGAACUCUGCUGAGCUCUCAUGGCGGCCGUACCAGCUAGACAAAGCGUCGGACCGAUGCAAGUUAACGUGUGUGGCUGACGGAACGACUAACGUGGUGACGUUUGACGUAUUCGUGGAAAACGGCACGCCGUGUUCGUACGACGACCCGGGGGAGAUCUGUCUGGACGGACAGUGUGAGCGGGUAGGAUGUGACGGUGUUCGGGGAUCUGAUGCCCGGCCGGACCGUUGCGGGGUGUGCCGGGGGGACGGGACUUCAUGCAAGACUGUCUCAGGCGUCUUCAAGAAGAAGUUCCAGUACAGUGCAGCGGGAGAAGGCCACUAUGAAAAGGUGCUGGUGUUACCUGAUGGAGCGCGUGAUAUAACGAUAAAGGAAACUGCAACACUGCCGCACUUUAUAUCCCUGCAAGACACACUCUACCACCAGCAAGUGUUGAACGGUGAUGGCCAGCAGGGGACGUCCCGGAACUUCGCCAUGGAGGGGGCGUGGUUCAAGUACAUCAACAACCGCGGUCACGAGAAGCUGCACACCAAUGGUCCCAUACACAGAGAUAUCAACCUCAUGGUGCACCCUAUGGACUGGCAGGUGGCGGCGGGGCUGGAGUACAACUAUACUGUGGAUAAUGAGGACUACACACUCGAGAGGAACACGUACACUUGGAAAUUCGAGGACUGGACGCCUUGCAGCGUCUCAUGCGGAAAAGGUAUGCAGCACAUCGUGUACGGGUGUUACGACCGGACCAGCGACGAGAAGGUGGCGGAGGAGAAGUGCCGCUUCCUUGAGUCCAAGGACGCAAAGGAGUACGCCUGUGAGAUGGUCGCCUGUGAGGCACUCAAUUACCUGUAUCGGAUGCUGCGCGAGUACAGCACGUGUUCGGCGACGUGCGGCACGGCGGGUGUCCGCUACCAGCUCUACGAAUGUGAGAUGCUCCAGGACGGCACCAAGGUCGACGACAAGUUUUGCAAGCAUAUACCCGAACCCAUAUUCAACGAGCCAUGUAACCGGAUAUCAUGUACCCAGAAGACGUUCCGCUGGGAGGUGACGUCCACUUGGAGCUCGUGUUCACAAACGUGCGGGGAUGCAGGCACCCAAUACCAGCUGUUCCACUGUGUGAGAGAGGGCGAGGAAGGGAACACAGGCAACAGGGUCAGUGACCUGUACUGCUCCGACAUUAAGAGCCCGAAGGAGACUAGGCCCUGCCACAGAGUACCAUGUGUGUCAUACAAGUGGGAAUCUACCAACGACUGGCUAAAAUGUAAUGAAACUUGCGGUACUUAUGGUAUUCAGCAUAGAACAAUGGAUUGCAUAAAGUACCUAGGUGAGGAAAGAAAGUCUGCUGUUGCAGACUGGUAUUGCAGUGCGGUGAAUAAGGUUCCAGAAGGGAGGGAAUGCAAUAGAAGGGACUGUUUCUCGGUGAGAUGGAUCGUAACCGAUCAGUGGACCUCGUGCACGGAAACCUGCGGCACUGGCGGGGUACGUGAGAAGGUGGUUAUCUGUAAAAAUGUCACCUACGAUGACCGGGAGAGGGCCCUACCGCCAAGGUUCUGCAUGGGCAAAAACAAACCGUUGGUCAGUGAAACAUGUAACCAAAGCCCAUGUGAAACGUUUAGAUGGAAACCAACUGACGAGUGGACUGUUUGUUCCAAACCUUGUGGCGAACUUGGAGAACAAGAAAGAAUACACAGGUGCUUUUCAGUACUAGACGAGGAAGAUGUGCCCGAUGAAAAUUGUAAUGAUUUACUUUAUGAAGUUAACACUCGAGUUUGCAAUAGAUUUCCAUGCCAUACGUUUGAAUGGCGUCCAAGUGAAAAAUGGAAUCCACCGUGUAGAAAAUCUUGCACCGAGAAAAGCGUCGACGCCGCUGAAAAGCAAGUACAGGAAUUCCAGUGUCUCCAAAUCUAUUCAGAGGGACAAACUGAGGUGACAGACGCCCACUUCUGUGAAGAAUUUGAGAGACCUUACGUGGAUAGAAAAUGUCCGGUGAUACAUUGUGACAGCUAUGAAUGGCGGCUGACCGAGUGGAGCGAGUGUAACGCGACAUGUGGAGUUCCGGGGACGGAAAUAAGAGUAGCCGUGUGCAUGGUGACCAACGAGGAUGAUGGUGACCAGAUUGUCAGCUCUGGUAUGUGUCAAGGUCAGACGAAACCACCCGACCAGAGAAGGCCAUGUUCAUUUGGGUCGUGCUUCAGGUACAUGCCAAUGGAAGAUGAUGGUGACGAUGCGUGGUCGGUUUGUUCGAUGACGUGCGGGGUGGGCAUCCAACUGCUUGAACAGCGGUGUGUUAUGGACGAUGGAGGCAACGUCACCGCUGCGGGAGAGGAGAGCUGCGAGAAAGGCGGGGUGAAGAAAACAACGAGGUCGUGCGACGCCGGGCCUUGUGGAUUUUUGGAAUGGGGCGCUGGACCUUGGUCGAUGUGUUCCCGCACGUGCGGACGAGGUAAGCAGAUCCGGCAGGUGUACUGCGGGAUCCCCGGGGAUGACACUGACCGCAGCAGGUGUCCAGGGAAGGUUCCGGAGGAGUACAGGACCUGCAACGACAAGGAUUGCCCUGUGGAGAACGCGAACGCAGAGUGUACGGACAGCCGGAAGUUAUUCUGUUCCCGAGCCACACGGCGCUACUGCCGUCACCAGACAUACUUACGAGUCUGCUGCAAAACUUGCACCGAAAUGAUCGGCGAAGAAAACAAGGCCCGACGGCGGAGACGGUAUCGGAGCCGAUACUGAAAGCAUGUUAAAACAACGCUAGGCUGAUCAAAUCAAUCAUACUCGUUAACUAGAAUAUGUGAACGAUGACACGCAUGUUAGAACUGAUUCUAGGAUGUUUGAGGGUGGUUCCUGUUUCCGUCUGCACAACAACUCCCAUAUCGGACCGGUAACAAGAAGGCGGAGCUUUACCGUUUAUUAUCAGCGUGUCGAUACACUUCAAAACGUGUGUGAACAAAAUCUGUUCUCUAUAGGCAUUGUUGUUUUUGUUGUUGUUUACCUUCAAAAGAAGAUAUGUACACUACUUCAAUGAGGUUGAUGUAACCAUUGCUUUUGCGUAUACAACUGUAUAAAUUUGCUUUAAUUAAGGUACAAAGCCUUCUGUCAUGUUUAUUAUUUUAUCUAUAGGGUUGUUUUCUGUCUGCAUUCAAUCUUUCAUUUGACUAGUCCAUUGGGGUUCUUAAAGUGACACUCUUAUUCAAUAUCGAUACAUACACAUGUAUAAAAAAACGUGCAUUUUGAGUGAUAAACCUUUAACUACUUACUAAAAAAUGCAUUUAUGGAAAAUAUUAAUUACAGAUAACAAGAUUUUAGCCGUGUAUUUAUAAUAGCUGAGAACGCAAAAAUAUUGACUGUGAUCUACUAUAAUCUCGUAAGGUAGUAAAACCGUGUUUUCUUAAUCUUUUUGAAAUUAAACUUGGUAUCUUUUAACAUGUAUUCAUAUUUUUUGGUGUAUUAAAACAAUUGUAUUAAUUGUGGUAAAUCUUAUUUGGGAGUAAUAGUGCAUCUUUAAAUUUGCAAUUGGCCAUUUCACUUGCCCCGUGCUUCGGGCAAGUGGGUUAUCGUGAAGACUUGUUUAUUUGUAUGUACAAAUUGUAAGUUGUAAAUUUUAAACUAUGUUGCUAUAGUCGUUUUUCAUUCUAUUGGAGGAGUGUCUGUCAGUUUAAACUGCUGUCUUGCAGUUUUCUUAAAUAGUUAAAGGUAUGUUAAUUGGAACAAUACGCGUCAAUUAGUUUUGUAAAUAAUUUGUAUUUCAUUAUAUUUCCACAUGUUUGAUCUUGAAGCAGACGGUGAGACCGCCUGGUCACGUCAACCAUCUUUGACAUGUCGCUCUAACAAUAGUUACAGCGCAUCGUUAUGUUUGUCCUAGGGCGCGGGAAAUGAACAAGUGCUUAUAGGUUAAGCAAAUGUUUUUGUAAUCAAAUGUUAUGUUUGAAUUCAUGCCUCACUAACGUUCUGUCUGUUAAAUGUGUAGUCUGUGCAGUUGUUAUCAGAUGCUGCCUGUAUUUUCUUUUUUUCUGUGUAGGAGAAACAUUUUACAUGACCCACCCUUCAUAUUGUAAUAUAUUGUGGUACGUGGUCAACGUUCAAUUUUUAGCCGUUUCCUUAAACAUUCAAAAUCGUAAUAAACUUUUGGAUAAACUCUU